Messenger RNA from Peronospora matthiolae, 1197 nucleotides. NCBI's taxonomy places the organism in Eukaryota, Oomycota, Peronosporomycetes, Peronosporales, Peronosporaceae. The record is from the annotation of a GenBank genome assembly.
AUGAUACGUGUUCUACCAGACUUGCCCUCCGGUUCUCAAUUUGCCUUCUACUGCACACUCACAGUCAUCCGCGUAGACGACUUUAGUCGGGAGUUGUUAGUACUCAUGGUGAACCCACGCAUUACACCCCGACGCACUGAGUUCCCCCGUCUGCUACCGGCGGACUCUUUGCUUGAGACUAGUGAAUCCGAACUAGCUCUCAGUAACUUAGACGCUUUGCGUCUUAAUGCUUUAAAACUUGCCCCUACGUCAACUAGUGCGGCGGAGCUGCAUCGCAUGUGGAUUCCAUGCCCUCAUGCGAUCAAGCGCAAGCACCUUUCCGAGGUACUCGAUGAGCUUGCGAAAGACGACCAACCACAGUUGUGGAAUGACGCACGUCAGGCUCGUCUUCUUCGAGACUUUAAGCUGAUCCCUAAUUCGGGGAUCCGUUUGACGUGCACGGCCUACGACACUGCUUCUAAACUCAGUUUGGUCAAGCUUAAUGCGUUUGGUCCCCAAAUCCAAAUCGCACGGUUUUCGAAGUACGGUUCUCGUUACUACGUUGAUCUGGUCCGUCUGCCUGACGAAGUCACGGACCGCGUGAUUUUUGAUUGGUUUGCGGAACAUGGUGCACCUCCGACGUGUGUCCUACCCACGUUCGUGCGAAACGGUCUUCCAUCGCGCGAACGUACCGUUUAUUUUGGGCAAGAUCAGGAGCUUUCUGUCUUGGACCCUUCUCAAGACAAUCCUCUUCGUGAGAUUGAAUUUUCAUCGCCGGACGACGGCAUGGUCAAGCUUCGUGCGUGUUUCGUCAACCACGAAGUGGCAAGUUACAACCGUGUAACGCCUCCGUCAAUUCGUCUACGUCAAGAGGCAGAUGCCGCGCGCAAGGCGACUGAAUCUGCGGCGUCUUCACCAUCUAGUUUGUUCUCACCAUCUGGUGCUCCUAUUCCUUCUGAUCCCAAGGGACAUGUAUCGUCUCUUCGGAAAUCGAUUUUCUGCACGACACCUGAUUUACCAGCGGAUUCUCCACUUGAUUCUUCACUGGAUUUAAAAGCUGAUUCUUCAGGCUCUCCCGUUGCACCUUCGGAUCAAGACACCUCUCCUACUGAUGACGUCGCCAUGAAUGGGUUGGACAAGGCCCGCCUUCAGUUCAACCAAGAUUUACUUUCACGAUAUCAAGUCGUCGCUUUUCAAGAAACCAAGCUUUCAAGUUAA